This is a messenger RNA of Biomphalaria glabrata, 3962 nucleotides long. Its product is annotated as threonine synthase-like 1. The transcript is spliced from 16 exons. The record is from RefSeq and is a predicted model, not a curated record. The coding region runs from base 1308 to 3479 and encodes 723 amino acids. NCBI's taxonomy places the organism in Eukaryota, Metazoa, Mollusca, Gastropoda, Planorbidae. Gene Ontology annotation, cellular component: cytoplasm.
AUCAAGACUCAUUAAUCUACUUUCCAUAAGGAUUCAAACUUAGGAUAUUAAGAAAACGUAUCAUAAUAUUGCAUGAUUUAUGUAAAGUCUUCCUCAUAGGUAGUGUGUGUGUGUGUAAAUUUGGGAAAGAGGGUUGCUAAUAUAUAUAUAUAUAUUGUUACGAAUCUCACUAUCCAGGCUCUCUGCAAACUGCACCUUACACCAACAACUUAAAGAACUUGACAACUCAGGGCUCCAAAGUAACGUAACACUUUAAUAAUUUAAUAAAUAACAUCCAAUACUGUACAAUUGGCAACACGUACACUGUACAAAUAUCUCUCCGAUAACACCGUUCCGCCGUAUCAACUCUUGCACUGGCCUCUCCGUCUCGUUCCGGGCUUGCACUGGGUUCAACAAUUCAGGACUGACUUCACACACUAGGCUCGUUGUGUCGGACUCGAUCACAGACCAAGAUCAAGACGCCGUUCGCAUCAACUGUACUUGAUAUUACUCCGCACUGAACCGUUGUAAUGCUCCGUACAGAACCACACCGUUGAACUGUGCUGUAGUCAACCGGACUGUAGUGAACCGGGCUCUGAACCCCUGCCGUGAACCUCCUUUCUGAACCUUGAUGUAUUGAGCCCCUUUUCUCGACCGUCUUGACUGCGACACCUCCUCUCUUAUAUAGGGUCCCUACUGGCCUUCUCGAACUGGACAGAACGCCGCUCGACGUUUCUAGGUGGUCAGAUGACUACAACUCUCGUGAAGCUCCUGAACUCUCUUCAUGCCGGCGAUCCUUCCCGAACCGUCCUGUUGAUACUCGACUCGGCUGACCGACGUAGCUCGUCACGGUUGACCGCUCGUCUAGCGCUGGCCUGGGGUGAUUUGCGUCGGAUGACUACACACACACAACUACCCCCAUUUGUGCCACCACCAGGUUUAUAACAAUAUUAUUUGUGUUCAACUGAAAGAUCUAUUAGGUUCUAUUUGUGUUCAACUGAAAGAUCUAUUAGGUUCUAUUUGUGUUCAACUGAAAGAUCUAUUAGGUUCUAUUUGUGUUCAACUGAAAGAUCUAUUAGGUCUAUUUGUGUUCAACUGAAAGAUCUAUUAGGUUCCAUUUGUGUUCAACUGAAAGAUCUAUUAGGUUCUAUUUGUGUUCAACUGAAAGAUCUAUUAGGUUCUAGUAGAGCAUGCAGAAACAAAAAGAAGACAAUGUAAGGUAGUGGACCAGCUUUUCUUUCACUCUAAGAUCCUGUACAAGACUUUUGAUCAUCAGGGUUCAAAGGUUUUGACAACAUGCAUUUUCUCAUUUAAACUACAAGAAAACAAUGAUGUUGAAACUGUUUUUGAAGUCCAUACGUCACAAUCACUUCACCUUUUACAAUACAUGGAGACCUUACAGUUGUCCAAGUGUGCAGAAAAAAGCUCACUCUUGGAAAACAUGGACUGGAUUAAAAGGAAAGGGAAAUUUUAUUUUGAUGGGCAACCCUGGGUCAGGCAAAACUACAACUGGAAAAAUUGUUGCACAGGUUUUGGGCAAAAGAUCUUUUGAUAUUGAUGAUGAUCUCUUGACACCUGUUUGGGGCACAAGUGUUGCAAAUAAGUUGUCAGAUUUGGGGGAAGAAAGAUUUCUUGAAGAGGAAGGUCAAGUUUUGUCAACUCUAGAUGUUCAAGACACAAUUGUUUCCUUGAGUGGUUCUAAUCCACUUGUCUACAAUGCUAUGGCUAAAAUUGGUGAACAGGGUAUCUUCAUUUAUCUAGAUGCUACAAAUGAAACUAUUUUAAAUAGGCAAAAAGCUAUGAAGGUGGACAGAAUAGUUGGAAUGGCUUCAGGUGCUACUCUUGAAGAUGUUAUCAAUUCAAGACGCAGAUGCUAUGAAGAUUGGUAUGAUAUCAGAGUUUUAGUUCAUCCUAAUGAUACAAAACAAGAGAUAGCUGAGAAAGUUCUCAAUGCUAUUGACAAAUUUCAACAUGACCCUGGCCACAGGUCAACUAGACAAGUAGACAAGGGACUUAAUACUGUAACAUUUUUAGAAACUGUUUUACAAGGCAUAGCCCCAGAUGGAGGACUAUAUGUCCGUGGUGGAUUAAGGCCUCAGCUGACACUGGAGGACAUAAGUAGGCUUGUCAAUUUAAAUUACAGAGAGAGAGCUUUGAGACUCUUAGAACCUUGGAUUCAUCCACUGGAUAUAUCUCCCCAAGAACUGAGAGACUAUAUUAAUGAUUCUUACAGUGACAGGAUGUUUGAAGGCCCUGACCUAGCACCUGUGGUUCAUUUAAAAGAAAAGCAAUACAUUCAGGAACUAUUCCAUGGUCCUACAGCAUCUUUUAAAGAUUGGGCCCUGCAGCUGAUGCCAAAGUUUUUCACUCGAGCUGUGAAAGAAUUAUCUCAGAAUAAUGUGAAAUAUCUCAUUCUAACUGCAACUUCUGGUGACACAGGAAGUGCAACCCUUGAUGGCUUUAGCAGACACGCAGCUGAUGUCAAUGUGGGAGUUAUGGUUCUUUAUCCAUUUGGUAAUAUCAGUGAUAUACAAAGAUGGCAGACAACUUCCAUUGAAGGCAAAAACAUUCAUGUUGUAGGGGUUAAAGGUGACUUUGACUUCUGCCAGCAGGCUGUGAAAAAAAUAUUCAGGGAUUCAAAAUUGAUUGAAACUUUGGAUCUUUGUAAAUUAAGUGCUGCCAAUUCUAUCAACUGGGGGAGGCUAUUGCCACAAACUCUAUACCAUGCCUCUGCUUAUUUGAAUUUAGUGAGAGAUUGCAAAAUAUCAUUAGGUGACCAUGUGGAUUAUUGUGUCCCAACUGGCAAUUUUGGAAAUAUAUUGAGUGCAUUUUAUGUCAAGGAAAUGGGAUUUCCCAUUAGGAAACUAAUUUGUGCAUCUAAUGAGAACAAUAUUUUGAUGGAGUUCUUACAAACUGGGAUUUACAGACCAUCUGCUUUUACACUAAAGAAAACUAUUUCUCCCUCUAUAGAUAUAAUACAAUCCUCCAAUUUGGAACGUUUACUCUACCAUCUAUCUGAAGAAGAUUCACACAUGAUUAGUAAUUUUUAUUCCAACUUAACAAAUACUGGAGCUUUCAAAGUUAACAACAGAAUGAAAGAAAAAUUGUCUGCACUAUUUGCAACUGGAUAUGCCACUGAGAGUAACACAAAAUGUUCAAUUUCAAAUAUUUUUAAAGAAACAGGUUAUUUAAUGGAUCCCCACACAGCAGUAGCUCAGUAUGUAGCCUCACAACAUGGGGACAUGACAACUGUCAUAUCUGGUACAGCCCAUCAUGGGAAAUUUUGUGACAAUAUUUUGCCCAUCAUUGAUCCAAGUGGAGACAUAUCAAGUUUAAGUGUCAAAGAUUUGAUAAGUCGAGCAUCUAAAGUGACAACUAGACCACACAUGAACACAUUCUUACAAUCCAUGGUUCAGAAGAAUGUGUUACAUAAAGACGUUGUUCCUGCAGAUUACAACGAAAUUGUAGAUAUUGUUGUGAACUUUGCGAAGAAGCUGUAAAACAAUCUAUUCAUAUUGCAGAGAGCUGAACAGUUUGGUCUGUAAGCUUCUUGUAAUAUUGUUUUGACAUGUUGACCGAUAAAUAGUUGUUUUAUUAUAGAUAUUAUUACAAAACUUAUAUCAACUCCCUCAGUCUGUUCGUCUGGUAAAAAGUUUGUACAUAUUAUUUCUCCCACACCCAAUCUUGGAUCAAGCUGAAAUUUCACACAAUUAUUUCUUUUACCUGACAACACAAGAAUCAAUUAAAAAAAACUAACCAAUUAACUAUUGGUAAUAAAUUAUUUUGUUUGGUAUCUCAAACAAGGGAAAGAAAUUGUACUUGACUGAAGUGGUAGUAUAAGCUGAAGCAUUAUAAAAUAAUUUGAAUUCAAACUUAAUGAUACAAGUACGCUUAAUAUGAGCUUUGAUUCUCAAAAAAAGUUGUUGUUUUUUUGUUAUCAUGUUGCAGUCUAUAAUAAACUCUAAAGAUGUUGUUUUUUUAAA